Molecule: messenger RNA, 675 nt
Organism: Striga asiatica
Lineage: Eukaryota; Viridiplantae; Streptophyta; Magnoliopsida; Lamiales; Orobanchaceae
Source: the annotation of a GenBank genome assembly
UUUAGGGAAAAUUUUUUUUAACCUUCCAAAGUAUGCGUUUUUUUUUACUUUGCCAUAUAAAGUUUUUUUUUUUGACAAAUUACCUCCCAAUCUAAUCGAAACUAACACAUUACCUCCUAACACACGAUUCCGGCCGUUCUUUGCACCGGAGAAAGCACGUGCGCGGCACAUGUGAGGGUAGAAUCGUCCGUUCACGUAAUGUUAUAAUACAAAAUCCCAAAAUCUGAUGAAAUCGAACCAUUUCUUCUUCAUUUCUUCUCUUUCAAAAUCGACCCAAAUCUGAGAAUGUGGAGGCAAACCUCUGAAUUAAUUGUUGACGAUUUCUGCAAUUGUGGUCACGCCGCUGUGAAGAAGACCUGUUGGACUGACCCUAACGCGGGCCGAAGGUACUCGGCAUGUGCAAAACAUCGGGAAUUGGGUGGUUGUACAUAUUUCAUUUGGAUUGAUCCACCAAUGUGCAUGAGGUCUCGACAAGUAAUACCCAGGUUGCGCAAAAGAGUGGAUCGUCUUGAGGCUGAAAUAAGACGCAAGAAUAUUAGGGAGAAAAUAUUGUUGUUUGUUUUACUUGUAUCUUGGAUUGUGGUGUACUUGAGCAAGUAAUGACUUAUGUAUAAGACUAAAUGAAUGCUUGUUUCUUUUGAUGGUUGAAUGAAUGGAUUGUGGUGUUUCUUUUCA